Callorhinchus milii (elephant shark) is the source of this 1559-nucleotide messenger RNA. Its product is annotated as mitochondrial folate transporter/carrier. Bases 131 to 1090 code for a protein of 319 amino acids. Gene Ontology annotation, cellular component: mitochondrial membrane; mitochondrion. Gene Ontology annotation, biological process: nucleotide transport; mitochondrial transport; folate import into mitochondrion. Lineage: Eukaryota; Metazoa; Chordata; Chondrichthyes; Chimaeriformes; Callorhinchidae. The record is from RefSeq and is a predicted model, not a curated record. The transcript is spliced from 7 exons. Gene Ontology annotation, molecular function: FAD transmembrane transporter activity; folic acid transmembrane transporter activity.
GGUGGAGGGGAGCGAGCGUGGCAGUUGGUGUGUGUGUCGCAGACCCACAGCGCUUGAAUGAGAGGGCGGCCGCGGCCCACCCCAUGCACAGCCCUGUUUGAAUCCACGGCUUGAGCGGCUGACAGAAAGCAUGUCUCCCGGGGACGCCCAGGCCGGCCCCGAACGGCCGUCCUUUCGGCUGGUGGACGUGACGAGGUUCUACCGCCUGGUCAGGUACGAGAACCUGGUGGCCGGAGUGAGCGGCGGAGUGGCGGCCACCUUGGUCCUGCACCCACUGGACCUGGUCAAGAUCAGGUUCGCAGUGAGCGAUGGGUUGUCCAUGAGACCAACAUACAAUGGAAUUGUACACUGCUUCAGGAGCAUUUGGAGGCAAGAAGGAAUUAGAGGACUUUACCAAGGAGUCACCCCUAAUAUUUGGGGUGCAGGAUUGUCUUGGGGAUUGUAUUUUUUCUUUUACACUGCCAUUAAAGCCUACAAGCAGGAUGGUCGACAGACGCAACUUAGUGCUGCUCAGCACCUUGUCUCAGCCGCUGAAGCAGGUGCAGUGACGCUUUGUCUCACAAACCCAAUUUGGGUGACAAAGACACGGCUAGUCCUGCAGUAUGAUGCAGGUGUUGACCCAUCAAAGAGACGGUAUAAAGGCAUGUUUCAUUGCCUUUUGAAAAUAUACCAGAAUGAAGGUAUCCGUGGACUCUAUAAGGGAUUUCUACCAGGUCUCUUUGGUACAUCACAUGGGGCUCUUCAUUUCAUGGCUUAUGAGGAGCUGAAGAGGGAAUACAAUAACUACCAGAAACUGCCAACAGAUACCAAGCUGAAUCCCUUUGAAUACAUAGCUAUGGCAGCAUUGUCCAAAAUAUUUGCUGUGUCAGCAACAUAUCCAUAUCAAGUAAUACGGGCUCGCCUUCAGGACCAACAUAACCAAUACUCAGGAGUAAUGGAUGUCUUACGAAGAACAUGGAGGAACGAAGGGGCUCAUGGAUUUUACAAAGGAAUCAUUCCUAAUGUGCUUAGAGUGACUCCUGCGUGUUGCAUUACGUUUGUGGUAUAUGAGAAUAUAUCUCGUUUCUUAUCUGGUUUCCAACAAUCAUAAUUCAUUGGACUGUUGUGAGAAGUUGAAUCACUAAGGUAUGAUGUACAAGGUGUGAGGAAAUCAACUUGUUCUCAUAUAAGCACCUCUGCAACAGAUCUAUUUUAGGUCUCCAGCUCUUCAAAUUAGUGAUAUUUUGAUUACUGCUCUUAAUUUAUUUCUGUUUUGUAAAUCUGCAGUGGUUGCAGGCUAUGACAUGACUUACAAGUUUGAAGUUAAAGUACUAUGUAAGAUAGUUUUUAAAGUUUUAAUUUAAAUCAUUUAAUUUUCAAGAGUCUGUAUAAAACACAAGCAAUUAACAUUUUGCAAGCAAUAGUUACAACGAAUAAUAAUAAUAAAACUAUCAGCCUGCUAUGUUGUUGCAGGGAUCUUUUGUAAUAAAGUAUUUUAAAUAUAUUUUGUAACAUUAUGCAAAGUUGAUGGAAAUUAAAUGAUAUAAAGUGUAAAUAAAGAUAAUCAUGGUUGACUUGGA